AUGGAUGAGAGGUUGUGCUUGGAGAUGGAGAGCCUAGGGCUCAGUUUAGUCAUUAUGGGAAGCCGAGGGUUCAGCGCCGUCGUCGCCUUCAAGAGGAGUGUCGUCAUCACCUUCAAGAGGAGCGUCGUCGCCGCCUUCAAGAGGAACCCCAAGCUACAUGGCAGUAACAAUACAUUAACUUGGUCAAGUCUUUACUUUGAAUUUGAAGGAUCUGUAAACGGAGGCAAUUCCGCUGAGCUUGCAAAGGAGGAAGAUAUCGAUGGGUUUCUAGUUGGUGGUGCUUCCUUGAAGGGACCUGAAUUUGCUACCAUUGUUAAUGUUGUAACAUCCAAGAAAGUUGCUGCUUGA
Molecule: messenger RNA, 348 nt
Organism: Fragaria vesca subsp. vesca
Lineage: Eukaryota; Viridiplantae; Streptophyta; Magnoliopsida; Rosales; Rosaceae
Product: triosephosphate isomerase-like
Exons: 3
Coding region: 1-348 (115 amino acids)
Source: RefSeq, a predicted model, not a curated record